Molecule: messenger RNA, 3241 nt
Organism: Porites lobata
Lineage: Eukaryota; Metazoa; Cnidaria; Anthozoa; Scleractinia; Poritidae
Source: the annotation of a GenBank genome assembly
AUGUCGUUGGAUAUCGCGACAGUGACAGGUGUGAUAAUAAUCGCGAUAAUAAUCACCGGUGCGGUCGGAAAUUGUCUUACUUUAUUCGUGUUCUAUCGUUAUGAUCCGUUACGUGACGUUACGGGCCUGUUUCUGGCAAAUCUUGCAGUUGCAGAUCUUUUGCAGUCGGUUAUAGGGAUGCCUUUGAUAGCAACGUCGGCAUUUUACGAAGAGUGGGUUUUUGGAGAGAUUUUGUGCACCAUCAGUGGAGCGACUAAUUCCUUGUUCUGUAUCACUUCUGUUCUGACCCUGACUGCCGUGUCAGUGGAUCGAUAUUUGGCCAUAGUCCAUCCACUAGAGUACCCCACAUGGCUUUCCAUGAAAAGGUCAAAAAUGGUUGUGGUCUGCCUGUGGCUUAUGGCGUUUUUUGCUGCACUUCUGCCAGUACUUGGCUGGUCAAGGUAUGUUUUUCACAUUGAAUGUUUUGUUUUUUUUUGUAUUUUUUGUUUGCUUUUGUAGUGUAGAUCGCGCUUCUGUAGCUUGCGAGAGCAACCGGUUUUUUCGGCUCAAGAAAGUAGAAACUUGAGCCGAAAAAACCUGAUGCUCUGGCAGGCUAGCGAUUCUGUGUCCACUCGACAACGUUUUUGACAUUCUCGCCAUCUUUUUUAAAAAUUUUAAUUUGACCAAAAAUCCAAGAUGUUUUGAAGUUUCGUGCGGGGUAGAAAGGUAUAAAAUGUUGAUUGCUGGUUCGAUGUGCGCAUAGUUAGUCUAAACAAUAAAUAGAAUAUAAAACAGAUGUACAUAUAGUAUUAAAUGAUGAAUAAAUAAUAAACAGUAUAUAAAUUAAGUCAGCCUGCUUUCCACGGAUGCCGAGUGUAUAUUAUUUGAAGAAUUCCUUUCAGCCAGAUUUAAAAAUGUGUAAAUGUAAAAAUGUGUGAAAACAUGUACGUGAAGAGUUUAAGGGUCGGUUAUUUAAACGAAGUGUAACUUAGACCGCGGUUUAAGAAAUCUUUCGACCUUCAGAUCUCUUCCUCAGUGGGUUAUUUUAAGAAGACAAAAUGUUGUUUUAGUUAGCUGUAUGCAUUCAUGAAACUGGUCACAAUAAAUGGUCUUUACAAAAAAGCGUUCGGUAAACUGAAAAUUGCUGAUAACGGCGUUUUGUUAAACAGUGCCUAUACCGUCCAUUUACCUAACUGGCGCCAAGAGUUUUUAUGUAUAUUUUUUUACCAAUCAAACAAACUUCUUUUGCAGUAUGUCGGAUCUGAAAAAUUUCUGCUCUGAAAAUUUAUAAAAUAUUAAAAAAAUUAUCUCUUCUAAGGCAAUUUUGCGGUUUGAUCAAAUAAAACUUUUUUAGAGAUCAACCGACUGAGUAUCUCUCCUUUCUCAGGUACGUCUACUUGCCGUAUGAAUUCAUUUGCACUGUCCAGUGGGAGCACGACAAAGCAUACACCAUAUUUGUGUGGAGCUUGUGUUUUGUAGGACCGCUGAUCAUCACAGUGGCCUGUUACUCCAGUGUCAUGAAAGUAGCUCGUCAACAGGCCCGCGAGAAACCGCUGACAACAGUUGGCAGACUCAGUAAAGCAGGAAAUGACCCGGAUGUUGGCGGGAUGGUGGUGGCUGAUGGGAAGAGUGAAGCAGCUGUAGAAGGAAAUCUCACUUUUACUGCGAAUGACGACAAGAACAGCGAAGAAACUUUACUUGAGGAAAGCGUCACGUGCUACAUGGAAGAUGACAGACCAGAAGAUGAUAUUCAUCAGGCACCAGAUCCGCAUCCGGGCUCUGGCAUGGAAGUCCAGCCCGCUACCAGUGUGGGGUGCUCGGGUUUGUUCCUAGAUUUUCGAAGAAAUCACGCAGUAGCACCGGUGGUUCCUUUACCAUUGACGGAAAAAGCCCGAUCAGAUACAUUCGGGAUUUCCCGUACUCAGUUAGAUCCUACUAUCAUUGUUCUUACGGGUAAUCCCGAAGAAGAAUCAACUUGUAAGCGAAAAGAUGGCACAUCCCCCUGGCACACUGCGAGGGCACGGUUUGGUCCCUCGGGCAAACUCGGUUUGUCUCGAGUAAGUCCCGUAAGUAGGGACUUACCUGUUAUGAAUAGCUGGACAAAAGAAAUGUCACAAAAGAAUAAACUGACGAUAAUUCAAGAGGAAGACAAGGAGAUGGAUUAUCCGACAAGGGCUACCAAGUUGCCUGGUUACUUAGCUCGUGUACGUGAACGGAUGGCCGAGCGGAAGAUUGGGGAUAGACAAAGUAGAAGGUGAGAAUAUUGAGAGGCCAUGUUUUAUUAGGUCGCAGUAUUUACAAUGUCGUUGUCUAUAUUUUUAACUGUUAAGGAUCCUUAAAUGAAACAAACGCGUCUAAUUUGACAAAAUUAUCACCGCAGAACAAAUGAAGGUUAUUCUCGAGAAUUAUAAGUGACACUUGUUGUCACAAAAAUUGAUUCAAGGUCUGUUUACAUGGAGGUGGGGGACCCCAGGUAGGUGAGGUAACCCGCUUAGGUGGGUAACCCGCCUGACCAUAUAAUCUCUCAUUUUAAUUUGAUUACGUUUACAGGAUAGGUGGGUAGACUUUCCAAAAAGUCCUUCGUCGGAUUUCAUAUGGCGUGGGACGAAGGUCGCUCGUGGUCGGCCGCUUCGCGGCUAAACAAGGCUCGCUCCACUCGCCAAGAGGACGACUUGUAGCAAGUCUAGAUAGGUGGGGUUAUCAUAUGAGAGAUUAUAUGGAGAGGGGUUACCCCACCUAAGUGGGUUACCUCACCUACCUGGGGUCCCCCACCUCCAUGUAAACAGGCCCUAAAUUUAGCCUAAUUCAGGUUUGCCCAUCCAUCACCACAGUUGAGGAGUCCACGUUCCCUUUCCCCAGCGGGCAGAAAUGAUGCUCCUACGAAGUCAACUGUCGACUUAACGGAAGUGAGAACACAAAAGAUGGGCUUGCGUCUUGAUUGCUUUCUCUUUUCCUGUUUUUUUUUUCUCCCUUUAGAAAGGAGAUGAAAGUAGUCCUUAUACUUCUUAUUGUGAACGGUACCUUCGUUCUUUGCUGGCUGCCUCAUUUGGUUGGAGCGUUUUGUUUAACAUUUACUGGAGGCUUUUGCCCGUUCCCCGACAAUUUCUUUAUAAUCACCACUACUCUGGCCAUGCUGAACAGCGGAUGUAACCCAUUUAUAUACACUCUGACAUACCGGAAGUUUAGGAGAGCAUUUAAACGUGUUCUGCCGUGUUUUCGCGGGAAUAACACUGGAGGAAGAGGCGGGAUUUCGCAAGGAUAA